Molecule: messenger RNA, 720 nt
Organism: Centropristis striata (black sea bass)
Lineage: Eukaryota; Metazoa; Chordata; Actinopteri; Perciformes; Serranidae
Gene: trdn
Product: triadin
Exons: 7
Coding region: 154-642 (162 amino acids)
Cellular component (GO): membrane; sarcoplasmic reticulum
Molecular function (GO): signaling receptor binding
Source: RefSeq, a predicted model, not a curated record
UCUUUUUCUCACAAUCAACCGGGGCCAAAAGAGGAUUUAAACGAAGGAGUUACAUGCGCGUUUCUAUGGUAACGGUGCUAUUCCAGAGCCUCUGAAGGACUGAAGGUUAUCACUGAACAUCCAGCAAACUCAAAGCCCAAGCUCAGCUCAACAAUGGGCGGUCAAACCAACAGCGAGGAGGUGGCCCCUUCAACUCGUACCAGGACAUUUUUGGAUGAUGUCAUUUUGACCUUUAGUUCCCCAAUGGCGUGGCUGCUGGUUGUGGCUCUGGUCAUCACUUGGUCGGGAGUCGCCAUCGUUCUCUUUGAUCUGCUCGACUAUAAAUCUCUGACAGAGUACACAUCAUACUGUGACGACCCCGUGUGUUUAUCUCCUGCAUGUCCCCCGCAUCAUCGAGAGAUACAGUACAGUCUCCCUCCACCUUCUGCCAUCGCCAAGAGAGGUUUGAAGGCUAAAGGUGGUUUCCGUCCAGUUAAAUCCAGCCCUGCCGGGGUCCCUGCUGGCCUCACAGCUCAGGAGAGCACUGACUGGUUGGAGGUGAUAUGGUCUUUUGCAGCCAGUUUGGUAGCUCCUGAUGAGGAGGAGGAAGGUAUUCACCAGCUAACUGACACCCUCACAUCUUUCCACUCUGAAGAGCUCUGAACAAGAGGAGAGGAGAGAGGACAAGAAUGGACAAGUAUGAAGCGCCGGAGAGAGGAAGAGAGGACAAAAAGAGAGAAG